GAAGUUCCUCCUCCUCCUCCUCCUCUUUCUUUCUUUCCCCCCCUCAGAGCAGGGCGGGCCAAAUUUGUGGCGCCUCCUGAGUCUGAGGAGGAGGAGGAGGACUGGAGGGCUAGUGGAAAAAGAGGGAGAAAGAAGAAGGGAGCCAAAAAGAGAGAGAAAGCUAAGCCAGAACACACAACAACAACAACCACAACAACCUUUAUUUCUCUCUCUCUUUCUACACAACAAUGCCUCUCGGGGGAUUGUGCUUGGUGUGUGAACACUGAGAGAGGGAUAUAUUUGCUUAUCCCCCCCCCCUUUCUCUGUUUUUCCCUUCUCUUUCUCCUCCUCCUUUAAAAUGUCGUUGGGUUUGGCGCCUUCUUCUUCUUCUUCCUGGUCAUAUUAUUCCUCCUCAACAUCAUCAUCAUCAUCUUCCUCCUCCUCCUCUUCCUCCUGCUCAUCAUGGCCAACGGCGACGGGGCGAUGCUGAAGUGCGUGGUGGUGGGCGACGGGGCGGUGGGCAAGACCUGCCUCCUGAUGAGCUACGCCAACGACGCCUUCCCCGAGGAGUAUGUGCCCACCGUCUUUGACCACUAUGCAGUCAGUGUAACAGUCGGUGGGAAGCAGUAUCUCCUUGGGCUGUAUGACACUGCAGGACAGGAAGACUAUGAUCGCUUGAGACCAUUGUCAUACCCCAUGACUGAUGUCUUCCUCAUCUGCUUCUCUGUGGUCAAUCCGGCUUCUUUUCAGAAUGUGAAGGAGGAAUGGGUACCAGAACUAAAGGAAUAUGCACCAAAUGUACCAUACUUGUUAGUUGGUACCCAGAUUGAUCUUCGUGAUGACCCUAAAACUUUAGCAAGAUUGAACGAUAUGAAGGAAAAACCAAUAUGUAUGGAACAGGGACAGAAGUUAGCAAAAGAGGUGCCUACUGCUACGUGGAGUGCUCAGCUUUGACACAGAAAGGACUGAAGACUGUUUUUGAUGAAGCUAUUAUAGCCAUUUUAACUCCAAAGAAACACAUGGUGAAAAAAAGAAUAGGCUCAAGAUGCAUUAAUUGCUGCCUGAUCACGUGAGACCACACUGGGCCACGCAUACUGUGAAACUCCUGGUACCAUGCAAAUAUACAUUUAAAACAACAACAACACCCUACUAAUAGAUCAUAGAUCAAUUGGGAAGCUGCUUUUUUCAGAAUUGGCAUUUGGUGAAACCCAGAGGGAGAGAGAGGGAAAUCCCAAACGUGUGAAGAAGCAGGCACCAUCUGUUAUGAAUACUUUAUUCAGACUGGAAGGAAAGUACAAUCUCUCAGGGGUAACAUAAUUUAGGGCAAGCGACAGAUGUCUCUUCAUGUUGCCACAGCAUGCAAGCCAUGUUUCAAGAGGAGGAACGCCAGCCCAACGAUAUUUGAAGAUGUUUGGAUAGGCUUCUGCUUUUUGGCCACAGUCUCUGCACAGUAUUUACAGAGUCAGCACAACAACAAAGACACCUUCCCUCUUUGCUCCAGUUAUCUGCUUUUGUAUGUAAGCUGCUUCCUGUUCCAGUAUAUCCACAAGGGUGCAAUAAGAAGACCAGAUGCAUAGCCAAAAGUGGCUCCAAGCGAGCAGGAGAUGGGCCACACCUGGAAGAAGAGAACACUACAUCAGAAGACUGGGAGAGAAGAGAUUAACGGAGGACCUUCCCUCCUCCCUAGUGUGCUUUUCUGAGCGCAAGUUAUUUUGUGUAAUGGAAAGAAGACACCAAAAUGUGAUACUGGAUCCACUGCAGAUUUUGACUUGCUUUUCUAAGAGAAUGCCAAAAGUGUUAACCAGUCAUCAUGCAUUUCUUACAAACACUCAGUGUUGUACAGUUUUUAAACUCAUGUGCAUUAAAAUGUAACUAGGUUUCUGGCUAUACAGUACUGCAGAUGAUGCUUGGUAAUUGCCAGAACAAGAUGGGAAGAUUAUGAAGCAUUUUAUGUGCCUAUUUUUGUUUUCUGCUUUCCAGUUUAUCUGUUGUUUUUUAAUUAGUUGAAAGUUAAAACAGCC
Messenger RNA from Sceloporus undulatus (fence lizard), 2000 nucleotides. RefSeq names its product ras homolog family member Q (gene RHOQ). Lineage: Eukaryota; Metazoa; Chordata; Lepidosauria; Squamata; Phrynosomatidae. Gene Ontology annotation, molecular function: GTPase activity; GTP binding. The transcript is spliced from 5 exons. Gene Ontology annotation, biological process: small GTPase-mediated signal transduction; cortical actin cytoskeleton organization. Bases 442 to 933 code for a protein of 163 amino acids. The record is from RefSeq and is a predicted model, not a curated record.